AACAUGGUGAUAAAAAAGGCCCGUUGGUGGUUGAAGAAAAAUCUCAGUCAAAUGAAACAGGCGUUGAUAGUAUAACUAAUGCGCUUGAGGCCCUAACCAUAAAUAAGAUAAGUCAGAAAGCUAGUAAUGUUACCAAAAUGGAUAAGAUUGAAUCUGAUAUUAAGGAACUAGUAAAGUGA
Molecule: messenger RNA, 179 nt
Organism: Racocetra fulgida
Lineage: Eukaryota; Fungi; Glomeromycota; Glomeromycetes; Diversisporales; Gigasporaceae
Source: the annotation of a GenBank genome assembly